Entamoeba invadens IP1 is the source of this 540-nucleotide messenger RNA. RefSeq lists its product as hypothetical. Lineage: Eukaryota; Evosea; Mastigamoebida; Endamoebidae. The coding region runs from base 1 to 540 and encodes 179 amino acids. The record is from RefSeq and is a predicted model, not a curated record. The transcript has a single exon.
AUGCAAAAAUUCCUCAAAACAAAAGCGAAAGAAAAUUACUCGAAACAGGAGUUGGCAUUUAAAGAAAUGGAAUUUGAUGAUACAAUAUUGGAAAGAAAAGAAUAUGUAUUUCGAAAAGCGUGUGUGUUAAAUAAAAUUGAAAAAAUGGAGCGACCAAAACUUGACGAGGUCGUGGCAACUACACAAAACCAACUAAAAAUCAUCAGAGAAAUAAAAACAAUUGAAGAAACAGAAAAUAAAAAGACAAGUCAUUUGGAAAAGGAAAUUAACACUAAUAUCGACGUGAUUAUAAGUUCGUUAGAUAAAGAAUUAAAUAAAAUGGAAAAAUUUGUAUGUACACUUAAAAAGAAAUGCAAACAACUUUCUUAUCAAAUCACAAAAGAAAAAGUUGUAGAAACGUGUUUAAUAGCACAAAAAGAAAUAGAAACAAUUGAAAGCAAAGUGUGUGUAACUGAUAAUGAGAUGGAUAAAAUGACAAUGAAAAUUGAAUGGACGAAAAAAAGCAAAUGGAAAAACAUAAAACUGAUUCAAGAAGAAUAA